This is a messenger RNA of Pollicipes pollicipes, 1084 nucleotides long. Its product is annotated as ubiquitin-like modifier-activating enzyme 5. Gene Ontology annotation, molecular function: UFM1 activating enzyme activity. The record is from RefSeq and is a predicted model, not a curated record. Gene Ontology annotation, biological process: protein ufmylation. Lineage: Eukaryota; Metazoa; Arthropoda; Thecostraca; Pollicipedomorpha; Pollicipedidae. Gene Ontology annotation, cellular component: cytoplasm; cytosol.
CUGAUGGCCCUGAAGCGGAUGGGCAUUGUGGACAACUACGAGCAGAUCCGCCAGUUUACAGUGGCCGUGGUGGGUGUCGGCGGCGUGGGGUCGGUGGCGGCCGAGAUGCUCACCCGCUGCGGUAUCGGAAAGCUGCUGCUGUUCGACUACGACAAGGUGGAGCUGGCCAACAUGAACCGGCUGUUCUACCAGCCGCAUCAGGCCGGCCUGAGCAAGGUGGAGGCGGCCGCGCGCACCCUGGCCAGCAUCAACCCGGACGUGAUCAUCGAGUGUCACAACUACGACAUCACCACCGUCGAGAACUUCGAACACUUCAUGGGCAGAGUCAGGUCCGGGAGUCUGAGCGACGGGCCGGUGGACCUGGUGCUGAGCUGUGUCGACAACUUUGAGGCCCGCAUGGCCAUCAACACCGCCUGCAACGAGCUGGGCCAGACCUGGUUCGAGUCGGGGGUCGCCGAGAACGCCGUGUCCGGUCACAUCCAGAUGAUCGUGCCGGGUGAGCUGGCCUGCUUCGCCUGCGCGCCGCCGCUGAUCGUCGCCUCGGGCAUCGACGAGAAGACGCUGAAGCGGGACGGCGUGUGCGCCGCCUCGCUGCCCACCACCAUGGGCGUCGUGUCUGGCCUGCUCGUGCAGAACACGCUCAAAUACCUGCUGAAGUUCGGCUCGGUGACCCACUACCUGGGCUACUCGGCGCUGCAGGACUUCUUCCCGACCAUGAGCAUGAAGCCGAACCCGACCUGUGACGACUACAUUGCAGGUACGCGAGAGCGGCGGAGAGAGUUCCUGGAGCGGGAGGCCUCCAAGCCGAAACAGGAAAUAGUGGAGGAGGCGGCCCCAGAGGUGCUGCACGAGGACAACGACUGGGGCAUCAGCCUGGUGGAAGAGACGGCGCCAGAGGAGGCCGAGCCGGAGCUGGUCCAGGGCGUGCGGCUGGCCUACAGCCGGCCCGACCAGCCGCCCCCGUCAGCCGAGCCGCAGAGCGCGCCGGCGGCGGACCCGGAGGCCGGCGCCGCCGACCAGACCAGCCUGGACGACCUGCGCGCGCAGAUGAUGGCCCUCUGAGACGAGCCUGGCGCGGAGGGCG